Cololabis saira (Pacific saury) is the source of this 3229-nucleotide messenger RNA. It is a transcript of the gene armc1, whose product is annotated as armadillo repeat containing 1. Lineage: Eukaryota; Metazoa; Chordata; Actinopteri; Beloniformes; Belonidae. The transcript has 8 exons. The coding region runs from base 322 to 1152 and encodes 276 amino acids. The record is from RefSeq and is a predicted model, not a curated record. Gene Ontology annotation, molecular function: metal ion binding.
AAACACCGUGCACAGUUGCUAGCUCAGGGAAACGCAGGGAAGAAAGAGGCCCGGGCCCAGCUCCUGCGGGAUCCUUUCUGUCAUAUCUGUCCUUAUUAACGUGGCACACGAACCACAUUAGUGGUUCUCACACCAUUUUGAAGCCGUUGCGACUAAAAAAGAGAGCAGGUUUUGGCUUGACGUUUUCUUGAGAGCUGACACAAAGUUUGCAGCUUAUGACGUGUAAUGUUCAUACGUGGUCAAUACUUUUCCUGCACUACUCUGGUAUAAAUCUGGACAACAGGUUGGGUUGAUGCACAUGUCAUCAGAACAAGAGGCGCCAUGAGUGCGGAGUUGGAUGCACUGACUGUGGUGAACCAGCUGAGAGAUUUGGCCGCGGACCCGCUGAACCGAAGAGCCAUAGUCGAAGAUCAAGGCUGUUUACCAGGUCUCAUCCUCUUCUUUGACCAUCCCAACCCUCAGGUUGUCUACUCUGCGCUAUUGGCCGUGCGAUACCUGGCAGAAUGUCGAGCCAACAGGGAGAAGAUGAAGGGCGAGCUGGGCAUGAUGCUGAGCUUGCAGAAUGUCAUGCAGAAGAGUACAUCACCUGGGGAAACCAAACUGCUAGCCUCUGAGAUCUAUGAGAUUUUGCAGGCAGCUGGUAAAGAAGAAGCUGAGCAGGCCGAGGCAGCUGCUGCCUCCUGCCGGCGUAAAGCCCAGUUCUUCCUCGGCUCCAACAACAAGAGGGCCAAAACUGUAGUGUUGCACAUUGACGGCCUGGACGACUCAACUCGAAGGAGUCUGUGCGAGGAGGCCUUGUUAAAGAUUCGAGGAGUCAUCAGUUUCACCUUCCAGAUGGCCGUUAAGCGAUGUGUCGUCAGGAUCCGAUCAGACCUUAAAGCAGAGGCUUUGGGAACAGCAAUCAACUCCACCAAAGUAAUGACUGCUCAGCAGGUGGUGAAGACAGAGAAUGGAGGAGAGCUGAUUGUACCAUUCCAGGAGGACUCAACAGUGGAGGUAGAGGAGAACACAGACAUCCCAGAUUAUCUGCCUGAAGACGAGAGUCCGUCCCAGGAGCAGGACAAGGCUGUCACACGCGUGGGGUCUAUCACAGACGGCAUGGGCUGGCUCAGCACGGCCGCCAACUUUCUGACACGCUCUUUCUACUGGUGACAGCUUCCUGCGUGUCUCUGUUUGCUUGCUAAUAAUGUCAAAGUACCUUCCAGCUGCAGGUUUAGCACCUCUCAGCCUUGUCCCGGACUAAGCCCUGCCUCACUAGUCUAGUCUCCUCUCUCUCCAGAGCACACAGAGGUCGGCCUGAGGUGUGCAAUUUGCUGGACUGCAAAGUGGAACCUACAGUAACUUUAACUUGUGUAUAUAAUGAGCUUCAAGUCCCACUUCUGGCUAUUUGUGCACAUCUAUAUACACGCUGAAUAUGUAUUAAAAAGACAUAGCCAGAGGACUUAACAGCAAACAGAACCAAAUAGCUUUCUGGAAAUCUGUAUCACUACUUUGACUGAGUCCAGCAUUUAAUUCUUAUGAGUGAAAAUUGGGAAUUUAAUUUUUUUGUACACAUCUUUGGUUGCUGCUUCUCCUCAUUUGUUCCCAACCUAUAUAUGUACAUGUAUGUAUUUAUAUAAUAUAUAUAUAUAUAUGUAUAUAUAUCUUUUUCCCAUUAAUUAAUCUCCAAACUGUAUGUGGUUUACCUUCCUCCUUAGUUAUUUUUAAAGCAUGCUAUAACUUUUUUUUUGUGCCAAUCUUGCCUGUUGCCGACAUCCAUGAUUAAUGUGUGUGCCUUUCUGUGAUUUUGUUGUAAUUAUUUAUUAGUCAUUCAUUCAAAUGGUUUGAGAGCUGUGAGCAUGUGUAAUGUUUGUGUCCUUUCCUAGUAGCAGCUGGCCUCAGCGAGCUAAAAGCUCGCUGAGAGACUUCCCUUCAGUAGGAAUACUAGACACCAGCAAGACACUGCAGCUUGUUCAGCUACUGGCUCAGACCGAAUUGUGACCUGAAAGAGGUCACAAUUUGUCCCAGUCAACCAACAAGGCCCACUUGUUGGGCCUUGUUGGCUGAUUGAUAGAGUGACAGUCAAUGUGUUAGGUUGUUUUGUCAAAAAAAAAAUCAGGGCCCCUGUGAUUUAUAAUAAUGCAGAAAAAAAAGAGGCAAAGUGUGAGCCCUGUGGUUGGUAAGAGGCAACGACAGCUCUUUGUGUUAACUGCACAGAAUUAAGGCUACCUCUGUUUUCAGCCUCCUAUCUCACAUUAGCUGUGUGGUAAAGUUAGUGAAACAUCAGCAUGGUGAAGACAAACCUGUUUGUAGCUUGUCAAAUACUUCCCAGUGUUACAUGGAAUUCCACUGACAUUUUUGCAGUAUUGUUUCAGCUUCUGUUCAAUUUAAAUUUCAGUGAAGCCAGCAGUGUCCUUAAAGCAAUGAUCACAUUGACACACACUGCGGACGAGUCACUCUUUUCUAAAAGCAGUAGAGGAACAGCUAUGUAGAGUUUGUAAAUGGUGCCUCAUUCCCUAAAAUCUAAGACCCGAUGUGAAGGAUUUUUUUUUCUCCCAAUUUUAGUACAGUAAUGGUUAUUUUUACAUUUUAAGUCGCAAUUUUUUGACAGGAGGUUGUAGCUGUUAAAUCUUUUAGUGAGGUUUUUACAGAUUUUUUUAUUUAGUUUUUCAAAUUCCUACAACCUUGAGUCUCUGCAGGUUUCAUUAUUCUGAUGUGUGUCAUUAACAGUUAUUGCAUAUAUGGCUGACCAGGCAACUUAUUCUUUUGUGGUGUAGAGAUGUCACACUUGGUUGAAGUCAAACAGAGGGAAUGGUAAAGAAUAGCCUGAACUGAUGGUCAAUAUCUUCUAGAAAAGCAAUAAUUAAUGCAUUAAUUGUAGUCAUCGUGGCUCAGCAGCCUUUAGAAUAAUGUUUUUGUUAAAAUGUUUUGAGUUGAAAGUCGGAAAUGUCAGCAGUAUUACAAUUUUUUUCCUUGUCCAUUUUUUUUUUUUACAGUUAGUCUUGCAUCAUGUAGUCUUUCCUCAUACGGCAAAGAAAUACUUGAACAUUGAUCAAAAAAGCUUUUUUUUGUGUUCACAGUUAGUCAUUUACAGCAACACUAAGAAAAAACAAAAUGUCACAAAGUCCUCAAAAGUGUAACAUCUUGUGUACAGACAUCAACCCUCGGCAGAUGUAAUAUAAUGUGUGUAGAUCUUAAAAUUGUAGAUUCCCAUGCACUGUGGAUGCAAAUGAUAAAUUUGAAAAACUAA